UUUUUUUUUUUGUUUUGUUAUUCAGCCGGCCAUCUUGUUUAAAAGCUGCUUGUUCACUGCUUGAAGAUGAGUCUUCCACCGCUGAGGCCCACAAACUCUGUGAAGAAGCCUGCGUCGAUGGAGCAUGGCGCCUACGGUGUCCACGAAGUUAUGCUUCACGGGUUUCCCAGCGUGAGGAACAGCCUCGCCUCUUCCCACCCGUUGGAGGAAUCGGAAAAACAUUUCGAGGAAAAUGCUAGAAAGAUGCAACUGGCCGCGGUCCGAUCCAUUCAGGGGCUUCAUGCCCCUAUGAAAAUCAUGUUGGAAAGGAAAGCAGCUCUACAGAUUGGCAGACUGCCAUUCUUGCCAAGUUCCAAUACCAUGUUGGAGGCACUGGACGGACGGGAUGAAACCAUCACGUUUGAAGACAUCUACAAUGAUUUCUCAGAAUCGGAGGUUUUGCGACCGCCUCACCUGGUAAUGGAGAAGCACUUGAACAUGCUGUGAUCCUUUGAAGAAAUUUGGUCAUGUAAGCUUUUGCAAAUAAAUCCAGUUUUGAGCACACACAAA
This is a messenger RNA of Rhipicephalus sanguineus (brown dog tick), 549 nucleotides long. RefSeq names its product proteasome maturation protein (gene Pomp). Gene Ontology annotation, biological process: proteasome assembly. Gene Ontology annotation, cellular component: cytoplasm; nucleus. Lineage: Eukaryota; Metazoa; Arthropoda; Arachnida; Ixodida; Ixodidae. The coding region runs from base 67 to 486 and encodes 139 amino acids. The transcript is spliced from 6 exons. The record is from RefSeq and is a predicted model, not a curated record.